This is a messenger RNA of Urocitellus parryii (Arctic ground squirrel), 1323 nucleotides long. The record is from RefSeq and is a predicted model, not a curated record. Lineage: Eukaryota; Metazoa; Chordata; Mammalia; Rodentia; Sciuridae.
AUGUGGGGUCCACACCACUUAAGAACUCCUUUCGAGGAACUAUCAGAAAGGAAGAUGUCCGAGCAACUGAAAAAGACAAGGUUGUUGGUUGAAAUUUAUAAGAGUUUCCGCCCAGGUGACAUUGUUUUGGCCAAAGUGAUCUCUUUAGGUGAUGCACAGUCCAACUACCUGCUGACCACUGCCGAAAAUGAGCUGGGAGUGGUGGUGGCCCACAGUGAAUCAGGUGUCCAGAUGGUUCCCAUCAGUUGGUGUGAGAUGCAGUGUCCUAAGACCCACACUAAAGAAUUCCGGAAAGUGGCUAGAGUUCAGCCUGAAUUUUUGCAGACCUAAGAUGCUACAUAUUACCCCAUGGAGGGGGUAAGCUAUUUCUAAGAGUAUGUGAUGAAAAUAACAUCAAGAUGCCAUGGUCUUUAUUCAGAUACCUGGGGUCAGCAAGUGACCACCUCUAGAAAAAUCUGCCAGUAAUUUAUAUAGGUGGAACAUAAUUUUUGUGAACCUUUUAGUAAAUUGGAUUCUUGAGGAUAAAGCUUCUCUUUGGGGGAUACCAACAAACUGUAACUUUGGAGAUAGCCUGAUAGGCCUUUUAAGUAUAUAUUUUUUGCUGUGACAAAACAUUUUUAUUAAAAAGAUUUUAUGGUUUCUGUUGUCUUGAACAGGUGAAAGUAUCUAAACAGUGUCAGUUAUUAGAUUAGGGGUUUGUUUGCCACAUAGCACCCAUUAACUGACGUGUCAACUGCUUGCUUGCUCUAGACAUAAGCCUGAUUGUUGAUCUCUUGUAUUUUUUGUGUCGUUUUAUAUGCUUCUGCUUUCUAGGUGCCUAACACUGGAUCAAGCACUUUAUACACCCCUCAGUUAGGUACAUUAUAGAAUGUAUGUAGUGAUCAGGUAGCAUGUGAGUAGUUUGGUAAACAAACUGAUACAGUGGGUAUUCCAGAAAAUGUUUCUUGCUUAAAAAGAAGGACAGAGCAGUAUCAUGCAAGGUAGCCAAGGAAGGAUUUGUGUGACAUGAGAUCAAAAGGAAUUAAAGAGCUUGGUAUAUGAAGUUCUCUAGGCAGAGAGAAGCCCCGCAAAGUGUAGAAGCAAAAAUGAUGGCAUUAGUUUGAAGAUGAGAGAGAUAAGCAUGAAGAGGCUGCAGAGGACAUUGGAAGGAAAGAUGAACAUGAGAUGGUUCUUCUUGGAGAUGUUGUUCAAAAGCCCAUGACUCCAAUGUGUUCUGACAGUGAUGGAGGGUGAGCUUUGGAGACAGCCCACCUAACUUUAUGCCCUCUAGUUACUAACCUUCAACAGAUUAGGGAGUUUUUUUGGUUUUAUUGAAAAUUUUGU